GCUCUACCACGGAACUGUGUCCCUUCCUUGAUAAUAACACUGAGCUCACUGGCAAACGCAGAAGAAGAGGGUCCUUUCAUUGAUAGUCACAGCCAGACCCCCUCACAGCCACAGUCCUUCUAAGGAGUCAAUGGAAAGGCCUUAAGACCUGGUGUGGAAAAUCCAGUUUAAUCAUGGAACUGGAUAAGUCUUCUGUCUGGGGAUCGUUCAAACAAAAAACAAGAAGGUUACAGAACUUCAGCAUCAGAAGGACUAAGAAAAGCUCUUCUAAACUAGUGGAGACCAGGAAAAGGCAUCCAUUAGACCGGCGUCUUAGUUCCUCAGUACCGGACAUGUUGGACGUGGAGACAGUUGUUGAAGAAGAAAUGAAUUGUUCACGUUCCAAGGCUCUGUCCACUUAUUUCCCCAGUGGUUUUUCUGCAACGGAGAUGUUCUUUCAGGAGAGCAGCAGCUCUUCCUCAAAACAGACUGGGGAGAAGUGGCAGUGGAACCAGCAGGAGACUGUACGCUUGGAAAUUGGAGUUGAGGAACCCAUUGCUUGUGGCCCACAGUUGGACGUGAAGCGGAAAUCCAGUGAAGAUCUCUUUGAAUUGUUGAAAAGAAGCAGUUUUAGCAGUGACCUUGCAGAAGAUGUUCUUGAGCGUUCGUAUGGCGGAGGCUCCAUCCUUGACUCCUCCAGCUCUUCUCAGCUGUUUGAGGAGCAGUCGAUGCUUGAGGAAGGAAGCGAUGGUUUGAGCAAAUUGCCCACCACAUUUGCAUAUCUGUUAACAAUACAUCUGAAGGAAGGCAGAAACCUGGUCAUCAGGGAUCGCUGUGGUACGAGUGACCCUUAUGUGAAGUUUCAGCUGAAUGGGAAAACGCUUUACAAAAGCAAAGUCAUCUAUAAGAACCUGAACCCUGCUUGGAAUGAAACUGUCAUAAUUCCAAUACAGGCCCUUGACCAAAGACUCUGCGUGAAGGUGUAUGAUCGAGAUUUAACCUCUUCAGACUUUAUGGGUUCAGCGGUUGUCAUGCUGAGUGAACUGGAACUGAACAGGACUAGUGAGUUGACCCUAAAACUGGAAGAUCCAAACAGCUUAGAGGAUGACAUGGGUGUGAUAUUGUUGGACGUGAGGCUUGCCGUGAAACAAGCAGAUGUUAAAAGAAAUAGAUGGACGAACCGAAGAAAGCGUUCUACCCCCAAGGCAAGUGUCAUUCGAUCCUUCAGGCUGACAGAUUCCUGGCGGAAGAGCCAGCUGUGGAAUGGGACGGUGACCAUUGCCUUAAUAGAAGGGAAGCACAUCCCUGCAGGGGGCAUGGCACAGAUAUUUGUUUUGUUGAAAAUGGGAGAGCAAAAAUACAAGAGCAAGACACUAUGUAAGAGUGCAAAUCCACAGUGGAGGGAACAAUUUGAUUUUCACUACUUCUCUGACAGGAAGGAUGUGUUGGAGAUUGAGAUCUGGGGAAAGGAUAACAAAAAGCACGAAGAAGUUUUGGGAAUGUGUAAAGUUGAUGUUAGUGCGCUCCCUGGAAAACAAGCCAACCAUUUGGAAUUGCCCUUGGAGAGACAGCCUGGGUCCCUGUUGAUGGUGAUCUCUGUCAUUCCCUGCUCAGGAGUUUCUAUCUCUGAUUUGUGCGUUUGCCCUCUGGGAGACCCCAGUGAGAGGAAACAACUUUUCCAGCGCUAUUGCAUAAGGAACUCUUUCCAUAACAUAAAGGAUAUUGGAUUUUUGCAAGUAAAAGUAUUAAAAGCUGCUGAUCUGUUGGCUGCUGAUUUUUCUGGAAAAAGUGACCCCUUUUGUGUGUUGGAGCUGGGGAAUGGCAGACUUCAGAGUUUCACUGUUUACAAAAACCUUAAUCCAGAAUGGAACCAGGUCUUCACAUUCCCCGUUAAAGACAUCCACGAUGUUCUAGAAGUGACGGUGUUUGAUGAAGAUGGAGAUAAGCCUCCAGAUUUCCUGGGGAAAGUUGCGAUCCCUUUACUGUCUAUUAGAAAUGGUGAGCAAAGUUGCUACACACUGAAGAACAAAGACCUGGAACUUCCCUCAAAAGGUGUCAUCUACUUGGAGCUGGAUGUUCUAUUUAAUCCUGUAAAAGCCAGUAUCAGAACCUUUUUUCCACGCGAAAGGCGGUUUUUGGAAGACAAUCGCAAGUUUUCAAAGAAGAUCUUGUCGAGAAACGUUGACCGUGUGAAAAGAAUCACUAUGGCAAUAUGGAACAUGAUACAGUUUCUCCAAAGCUGCUUUCUGUGGGAAUCUCCCGUCAGGAGUGUGAUAGCAUUUGUGGUAUUCGUUGUCACGGUUUGGCAUUUUGAUUUGUACAUGGUGCCCUUGGCUUUACUGCUCCUUUUUGCUUACAACUUCUCCCUCAUCUCUCCAGAGAAAGUGUCCAGCGCACAAGACCCCCAGGACUGCAUUGAUGUAGAGGAGGAUGAAGAUGACGAUGACAAGGAAUCUGAUAAAAAAGGCUUGAUAGAAAGAAUCCACAUGGUUCAAGACAUUGUUAUAACAGUCCAAACACUUUUGGAGGAAAUCGCAUCUUUUGCAGAGAGGAUAAAGAACACAUUCAACUGGACAGUUCCUUUCCUCUCUAGCCUGGCCUGUUUAAUCCUUGCAGUAGUCAUGAUCACCCUGUAUUACAUACCACUAAGGUACAUCGUUUUAAUCUGGGGCAUAAAUAAAUUUACUAAGAAGCUUAGAAACCCUUAUGCCAUUGACAAUAAUGAGUUGCUCGACUUCCUCUCCAGGGUGCCAUCUGAUGUUCAAAGGGUGCAACGUGCUGAAUUGAAACCAUACAGUGGCUCUAGUCCCAUUAGGAAGAAACGGAGCGCUCUGUAGGAUAUGAAGCUUGGAAUGCGUCGUGCGCGCGCACACACACAUAGACACACUCCGUUGCAAAUGUACACGCAGGAUCUCCCCUGCCCUCUCCUGAUCAGUCCAGCGCUGUGGUCCCUGCCUUGUGUCCAAGAUGUUUCAUCUGCAAGACAUGCAUCAACAUAUAUAGAUAUAUCUUGUGUAUCUGACGCUUUUUCCAAGCACAUUGAUAUGCUCCUGUAAGAACCAAAUGAAAACUGGAGAAGCUGGAAUGGCUUUCAGUGUGGAUUUUGGAGUCGAAACCAUACAAGGGACUUCCUCUGAUUUUUGUAUCAUAGAAAAACAAUCUCUCUCUUUUUGCUUUGCACAGCAGAUCAACAAAGCUGAUAUGAAAUGUUCUGGGUUACUUUACUUUUUAAAACAUAUCCAGCAGAUUGGCAUCGAGACAGAAGAAAAGAGUCAUUGUUAGGCCAAAUGACAGUGUGUAGAUGGUAUUCAACUCUCAAUUAGUGAGUCUUUGAUGCCCAACUUCGGCUUUAAGCAAUGUACAGUUUGAAAAAUUGUUCUAUCAUAAUUACGAGAAAUUGCUUAGUGCUGUAGCAGUCUCAAUUUUUUCUCACCCAGCAGUUGCUGCUGAUGUUUAUUCAUUAUAAACUGUUUGUACCUGCUGCUGUUCUUGGGAGGAGUCUUUUGCUGGCAACAGACUUCCUUCAAUCAGCCACUCAACAGGAAUACCAGAACGAAAUCUUCUCUGGACCCUAUGGAUUUCUGAUUUUACCUUCUAAAAUUCCAUCUUAUCAAACACUUUGUCCCUUCCCGCCACACCUUAAUCUAAAGACUUGCCAACACUACAUAUGCAAAGUAUUUUUUAUAACCUUAUAUGCAUUGAUUUGCAUCAUGCCAAAGGAAAUGCUAUAAAAAAAUGCCUGUGAUUUUUUUAUUUUUUUUAAAUGAGCUAUUUUAAAAA
Molecule: messenger RNA, 3759 nt
Organism: Podarcis muralis (Common wall lizard)
Lineage: Eukaryota; Metazoa; Chordata; Lepidosauria; Squamata; Lacertidae
Source: RefSeq, a predicted model, not a curated record